This is a messenger RNA of Saccharomyces paradoxus, 1704 nucleotides long. RefSeq names its product cation transporter (gene QDR2). Bases 1 to 1704 code for a protein of 567 amino acids. Gene Ontology annotation, molecular function: transmembrane transporter activity. NCBI's taxonomy places the organism in Eukaryota, Fungi, Ascomycota, Saccharomycetes, Saccharomycetales, Saccharomycetaceae. The record is from RefSeq and is a predicted model, not a curated record. Gene Ontology annotation, biological process: transmembrane transport. Gene Ontology annotation, cellular component: membrane. The transcript has a single exon.
AUGGCAGGGCCAACUUCAAGUAUAAUGUUAGAGAAUGAUUUCGAGGAUGAGCUUGCGGAGAGUAUGCAGUCAUACAAUAAAGAAACUACAGAUAAGUUGGCUCUACACAGAACCAAGAGUGUAAAUCUAGAACCGGAGAUCACAGCUCCCCCUCAUUCACGCUUUUCCCGUUCUUUCAAGACGGUGUUAAUAGCUCAGUGCGCUUUCACUGGGUUUUUCUCUACUAUAGCAGGUGCCAUCUACUAUCCCGUUCUGAGUGUUAUAGAAAGAAAAUUCGACAUUGACGAGCAACUGGUGAACGUCACUGUUGUAGUGUAUUUUGUAUUUCAGGGUCUUGCUCCCACAUUCAUGGGCGGGUUUGCGGAUUCGCUAGGUAGGAGACCAGUUGUGCUUGUCGCAAUUAUCAUUUAUUGCGGUGCCUGCAUCGGUCUUGCUUGUGCUCAAACAUACGCUCAAAUCAUUGUACUACGGUGUCUACAAGCAGCCGGUAUUUCACCUGUGAUUGCGAUCAAUAGCGGAAUUAUGGGCGAUAUUACCACAAGAGCCGAGCGCGGUGGGUACGUUGGAUAUGUGGCUGGAUUUCAAGUGCUAGGUUCUGCGUUCGGAGCGCUUAUCGGUGCUGGGUUAUCAUCUAGAUGGGGAUGGAGAGCCAUCUUUUGGUUCUUAGCAAUUGGGUCUGGCAUUUGCUUUUUAGCCUCGUUUCUGUUAUUACCAGAAACAAAGAGAAACAUAUCAGGAAAUGGUUCUGUGACCCCAAAAUCAUACUUAAAUAGAGCACCAAUUCUUGCCUUACCAAUAGUAAGAAAAUCAUUGCAUUUGGAUAAUCCAGAUUACGAAACUUUGGAACGGCCCACGCAACUAAAUUUAUUGGCGCCAUUCAAGAUUUUGAAAGCUUAUGAAAUUUGCAUACUUAUGCUAAUUGCGGGAUUACAAUUUGCCAUGUAUACCACUCACCUUACAGCGUUAUCCACAGCUUUAAGUAAACAAUAUCGCUUGAGUGUUGCAAAAGUAGGAUUAUGUUACCUUCCCUCCGGUAUUUGCACUUUAUGUAGUAUUGUCAUUGCUGGAAGAUAUUUGAAUUGGAAUUACAGGGGAAGAUUAAAAAACUAUCAAAAUUGGUUGGACAAGAAGAGAUCAAAGCUUUUAGAGGAACACGACAACGACCCUAAUGUGGUGCAGAGUAUUAUAGAGAAUGACCCCAAGUACACCUUUAACAUCUUUAGGGCGAGAUUGCAACCUGCAUUUGUCACCUUAAUAUUAAGUAGUAGCGGAUUUUGUGCAUAUGGCUGGUGUAUUACCGUGAAAGCUCCCUUAGCGGCGGUUCUUUGCAUGAGCGGAUUUGCGUCGCUCUUCUCCAAUUGCAUUUUGACUUUUUCAACCACCCUAAUUGUUGACCUUUUUCCUACAAAGACAUCUACAGCUACAGGAUGUUUAAACCUUUUCAGAUGCAUUUUGUCUGCUGUGUUUAUAGCUGCAUUGAGUAAAAUGGUAGAAAAAAUGAAAUACGGAGGUGUUUUUACAUUUUUGGGGGCUUUAACCUCCUCCUCGUCAAUACUUUUAUUUAUUCUCUUGAGACAAGGUAAAGAAUUAGCUUUCAAGAGGAAAAAUCAAGAACUGGGCGUAAAACAAGAAGCAAAGCUUCUUGAAACAAAGGAAGAUGUUCCUUUUGAUCGCUUCACUACCGAGGAAGAAGAAUUGGAGUGA